ACAGGGGGUCGGGUUGGCGCUGCUCGUGCGGGUCUCAACCUCGCUCCGCUCUCUCCUGUCCCGCAGCCCCGGCCGCCAGGACCGCGCCGCACCCGCGACAGCGCCGGGCUGUGCCGGCCGCGCCGCAAAUGAAGUGCGAGAACUGCACCAAAAAGGAAUGCAGUAAAAAACAGAAAAAUGAUGAUACACAAAGCACAUCUGUUGAUGCAUUGAGUUCAAACGAUGGCUUUGAAGAGAAAAAUGAGUUUGAUACUCUGGCUAAUGCUAAAAUACUCCUUAGCGACUGCUUAGCCUGUGACAGUUGCAUGACAUCAGAAGAAGGAGCCAGAGUUUUCCAACAGAACCAGAAGGAGUUCUUUCGUGUUCUCAACCUUAAUAAGAAAUGUGAUACCUCAAAACACAAAGUGUUGGCAGUGUCUCUAUGCCCUCAGUCAUUGCCUUAUUUUGCUGCUAAGUUCAAUCUCUCUGUGAAUGAAGCAGCCAAGAGACUCUGUGGUUUCCUCAAAAGUCUUGGGGUGCAUUAUGUGUUUGACACCACCAUAGCUGCAGAUUUCAGUAUCCUGGAGAGCCAGAGGGAAUUCGUGCAGCGGUACCAGCGGAGGAACCAGGAGGAACAUGCCUUACCAAUGUUUGCCUCUGCCUGCCCUGGUUGGAUCCGAUAUGCUGAAAGGGUGCUCACCAACCUGGUGACCUCUCACAUUUGCACUGCAAAGUCCCCCCAGCAGAUCAUGGGCUCCCUAGUGAAGGGCUACUUUGCCAGGCAGCAGAACUUGUCUCCUGAGAAAAUUUUCCAUGUAGUUGUGGCGCCUUGUUACGACAAAAAGCUGGAAGCCCUGCGGGAAGAUUUCUACACUGCCUUGUCCAACUCAUCCGAAGUUGAUUGUGUCCUGACAUCAGGUGAAAUUGUCCAAAUAAUGGAACAGAAAAAUGUGUCUAUGAAAGAUGUGCCUGAAGUAGCUGUAGAUAGUUUGUUUGCUGACAUAAAGGAGGGAGAUGUGGUGAGGCACGAUGGGAAGAGGUCUGAUGGGUACCUGGAGCACAUUUUUAAACAUGCUGCAAAGGAGCUUUUUGGCAUGGAUGUCAAGGAAAUCACCUACAAAGCACUAAAGAACAAGGACUUCCAAGAAGUUACCCUUGAAAAGGAUGGGGAGACAGUGCUGCGCUUUGCAGCAGCUUAUGGCUUUAGGAAUAUCCAAAACAUGGUCCUGAAGCUGAAAAAAGGAAAGUUUUUGUACCAUUUCGUAGAGGUCCUUGCGUGCCCAGGAGGGUGCCUGAAUGGCAAAGGCCAGGCCCAGACUGAGGAUGGCAAGCCAGACAGAGCCCUGCUUGCCCAGAUGGAGGAGGUGUACGCUGCCAUUCCCGUGCGGCUGCCAGAAACCAACCUGCACGUGCAGAAGGUGUACCAGGACUGGCUGGAGGGCAUGGACUCCAAGAAGGCCCAGGAGACUUUGCACACCACAUACAGUGCAGUGAAUCAAUCCACGAGCAGUUUGGACAUCAAAUGGUAACAGAGGACAGGGCAGAGCUGUGCUGAGCUCUCGGGGUCAGCACAGGGACCCUCUAUGCAACCACGGGCACUGAGCACAGCCAGGCUGUGAGAGAGGCCCUGCCCAGCUGGGACUGUUCUGGGGAAGAACCAUUGCUUUGCAAAACCAGAGAAGUCUCCAAAAGCCCAGGUUCCUGCCACUGUCAUUUAACUUGUACUGUGAGUGUCGUUCCCUCCGUGGAUUUCUUCAUCCAAAAACGUGACCUGGCGAGGCACAGAGGCCCUGUGGGAGUGGAAGUGCUGAUGAAGUUCCUCCAUUCACUUCACAGCAUGGGCUCCUCCAAGAGGGUGAGAUGAUUCCACUCCUGCUCCUAGGUGUGCAAUCCCUGGCACCACAGGAAAACAGUCCACAGGAAUUUCAGUAUUGUUGCAAUUGGUGUGAAGUAACUUGGGAUUUACUUGCCUUGCUAAAGAAAAAGCCCUUUAAAAGGACAAGUGAGUAUAUGAAGAGAUGUAAUGAAUUUCUAUAUGCCUUGUAUCCUUAAUUCAGCAAAAAAUACACAGUUCCAAACUAGCCACCAUUCCUUCCUGAUGUAGUGUCCCAGGAUGCUCCACAGAAACUGAGCCUGGGAAGCUACUGCUGAAUGGUUCCUUUAAAUAGCUCCAAAUAGGUUGGUCGGUACAAAAAGAAAACUUACUUUCCUUUUAAGUUUUCCUCAAAGCUUGCAGCCAGGAGGAAUGGGGCUGCUUUGGCUUCUCUCUCAGAGUGAAACAUACCCACAUUGUUCUUUCAUUUGUCUCCCAUGUUGACAGACUGCUGCAAAAAAACAACUUCCUGGGGUGCCUCUGAGGAGAGAGCCCUGAGCAAUGUUUGUGAGCUCAUCAGAGUUAAGAUACAUCAGCAUCAUGAAGUUUGGUGCACUUAUUUUUUUAAGUAUGCUGUAGAGGUUUCAUUUAACAGCCACUGUAAAGUGCUGCUGGCAUGCAAGCUUGUCUGCAGUGUCCUGAGUUGUCAGAGGGUUGUUCAAGAAUGUGAUGGACAAAAAGAAGAUUGAACUCCUGCCAGACUUCCUCAGAUUUUCCUGGUAACAUCCAAUCCGUUCACCAUUGCAAAGUUCCAGCUUUCCUUGUCCAUCCUGAAAGUGUGGAUGGGCUUUUUUAAUCAUUUCAUGCAGUUUGAAUGAAUCUUCUUGUCCAUGUCUUUAAUAUCACAACAGCUUGUGUGAGGAAGGUCCCAUCCUGCAAAAACCUGGGUGUGUUUGUUUGAAAUCCACAUUUCACCUGAACCCAGUGGAUGGGAUAAAGCAUCAGGGAAGGCACUGCAAGCCCUGGCACUGCUGGAAAGGAGAGAGACACUCAAGUGUCACCCUGAUGACAAGAAAUAGUUCUCUAAACGUGAAGCUGUGAAUAAUUGCAGCCUCCACCUAAACUAGAAACCAUUGCACUUGGAGGGAUGUUUUCUUUCAAGUGCAGAUGAAUUUGAUUACUGAAUGCACACAAUGAGAUUAUCCCCGUGAAUUAGCCUGAGUUGUCCCUUGUAAUAAAAACGUGGUACUUAACGUGGUGCAAUAUCAGAACAUCACCAGAAAUCUACCUCUGUACAGACAGGGAGGCCAGAAGUGGUGGGAAGAGCUGUGUGGAGCUGCAGCUGUGGCAAUUGUCUGCUAGAGAAAGAUGGGGUGUUGCCUGACCUUUUGGAACAGAUUUCUUUUGGAAGCAACAUCCACCUCCUUCAGUCUGAUUUUCUUUAUCUGCCACGAUUUCCCCCAGAAACUCCCACCAGAAUGAUCAUGUGCUAAGGUGUCCUGUUGUGUUUGUACAGGCCUGUUUCUCUGUAUAUAUGGUUUGUAGCUGGAUGCAUGUUUAAAUUAUAUGGCUUCUGCUCUUUGUACAGUGUGCUUAUUUUUUUAUGUGCAUAGGCUGGGUGAAGCGGUACAAAAAAAUGUGGAAUGUUCCCUGAGUGACACAAGAGCUGCCUUGUUCUGAAAGGAGACCCCUGAGCUGUUUGUGCAACGUCACAAAUCCUCCUCGGGGGUGGGUGGCACUUGGGCCCCUGUGUUUGGCUGCUGCCCUGAGGGGCCUCACCCCCUGUGCCAGUGGGGGACCCCAGGGCUGGGCUGGGCAGUGGGGGAAGGAAAGCUGUGGCUCAGUGUGUAAAAUAAACCAUUUCAGUUGGAUCCACCAUUUCUUCCAUCUGCUCCAGUGUUUUAACCCACGGGGGCCGCAGUGUGAGGAGCUGUUGAUUAUUUGUCUGCUGCAGGAUUGUUUUUAAAGGCAAGGAGGGCUACAUGGAAUGUCUGUAUUAUCAUUACUGACCUAAGUAAAUGAGACUUUGUCUUUUUUUUUCUUUUUUGGUCAGCUUUUCUUUUACAAGACUUUCUGGAGUAAAACAUUUCAGUUUUUUAAAGCCCUUUUCUUUAAAGUGCCAGUUGAAAAGGAAAGAAAAUUUUUCUUUCCCCCUCCACCUGCUUUCAUUGAAAUCUGAGGUAUCAGAAAAGCUUAUUGCAGCUUCAUAUACAGUGAAACACUUGCCUGAAGGUUUGAUUCUGGCUUCUAAACCUGCAGCUGGAAAGUGUUAUUGUUGACAGUAACGUUCCAGCUGGGGCACAUCUGUGGCACCAACAGUGCCUCAGCUGUUUGGGAGAGCUCUGGGUCACAGCUACACCUCCAGCUCUCAUAAAUGGAAGGAGAAAGUUGCCAGGUUGCUGUGGGAAAUGGUAAUCUGCUCUCUAGAAUUGUAAAUUAAUAUAUUGAAUCACUGCAAGGCAGACAAGCCUCUAUAGCUUUAAAGCCCUUGUGCCUGGGGAGAAGGAUGAAACCAGUCUGUGAGAGCUGACUAAUUACACUGAAGUAACUGUAGAGUUAAUUAAAACCCUGGUGCACAAGGAACAGUAAAAUCCUUAUUUGUGUGUGUCCUGAUGCAACAAACAGCUGGGGGGAUGAAAAUUAGCCCUGAUAAUUAACAGAUAAGGGAUUUUUCAUCAAUGGGUUGGGUGAAAAUGGAAUGAGUUGAGCAAACAUUUCCCUUGAGCAGCUGGGACCUGAACUUCCACUAAAUAAUAAACUGAUCUGAAAAUGUUCUGUGGGUUUUUUUCCAAGGGACAGUAGGGAAGGGUUACCUGGGCAGAGGAAAAGGAGGAGGAGCUGCUGGCACAGAGCAGGGCUGCUCCUGUUGCUGUGUAAACCAGGGACUGGUGAGAGGUUUGCAGGAGGGGAGACAGCGUGUUUAGGUGUCCUCAGCAACCCUGGAAAUGAGGAGCAAACACUGCAAAGCACAGGGAAUACCCCUUUAAACUGCAGAAUUCCAUCUGUGACACCACCCCUGCUCUGAAACCACGACAUUCCUGCCCCCAUUUUCCAAGGGAGUAGUUGGGUGCAGCUGAAAAACAAUGUCCAAAUUCUGCACAUUUACCUGCUGAAAGUCAAGUUUUCCACAGUGUAAAUGCUUUUUUUUCCUCCCCCUCGAAAAAGACUUUGUGUAAAACAUCAGUAAAAUGUAAUGGAAUAUCCAAUUAAAACGUUAUAACAAUUAUUGAA
Messenger RNA from Myiozetetes cayanensis, 5023 nucleotides. RefSeq names its product nuclear prelamin A recognition factor (gene NARF). Gene Ontology annotation, molecular function: lamin binding. NCBI's taxonomy places the organism in Eukaryota, Metazoa, Chordata, Aves, Passeriformes, Tyrannidae. Gene Ontology annotation, cellular component: lamin filament. The transcript has 11 exons. Bases 129 to 1508 code for a protein of 459 amino acids. The record is from RefSeq and is a predicted model, not a curated record.